Messenger RNA from Epinephelus moara (kelp grouper), 1296 nucleotides. RefSeq lists its product as uncharacterized. NCBI's taxonomy places the organism in Eukaryota, Metazoa, Chordata, Actinopteri, Perciformes, Serranidae. The record is from RefSeq and is a predicted model, not a curated record. Bases 202 to 1182 code for a protein of 326 amino acids. The transcript is spliced from 3 exons.
UUAAAGCCGCCUCAAGCCUGGUAACCUCAGAAGAUACUUAAGUUUUAGUCUGGUUAGGCAGGUGUCCAGGGUUGCUCCACUCUGCUCUGUGUUGCACUGGUUUUGUGGUUUGAACUUGACAGCCAUGCUCCCUGUUUGUUUGUUUGUUUGUUUGUCUCCCCCUCUGCACUGCCAACCCUAGCUAGCACACCUACCUCUGUGAUGCCCCGCCAGUUCAGCACUCCCACUCCCUCCCUCAGCCCAUGUUCAGCCUGUGAAAUAAAGCACCGCCUAAUAAAACUUGAGGAGACUGUCACACACCUGCAGGAAAAUCUUUCCUCGCACCUGCUGAACUGGUCCCAAUCCAUCUGGUCCCCUCCGGCUGGCCAUCCCACAUCAGCGUCCGCUUCAGCUCCGGCUGGCCCCUCCACUUCAGAGUCUGCUUCAGCUCCGGCUGCUCCUUCAUCAGAUUCAGAUUCUGCUGGGACUGACCCUUCUGCAUCAGCAUCCGCCUCUGCUCUGGCUAGCCCCUCGCAAUCAACUUCACUGUUGGCUUCCGGCAGUCCAUGGAAGAAAGGAAAACACUCUGUAGGGACCCCACAGCUGAAACAAACGCUGAUCGGUAAGAUCCUCCUCGGAUUCCAGAAAGCCUCUCUGGGUUCCAGGUUCAGGCUCAAGGAUAGGGAAAAUGCUCAUACCAAGAGGGGUCAUGCUGAGCACUUUGCCACCAAUAUAUCAGCAGGCGAGGAUGAGAUCUUGGGCCUCUGGUACUUGUACAACCCUGAGAAGUUGCAGGCGUGGCCUGAGAUUUUGCAGGCAGCAGGUUACCGAGUAACCUCCAUCAAAGCUAUUCUUCUAAAUGUGAGGGCUUUUCUCCGACACAUGGACAUGUUCCAUAAGGAUGAAAGCCAGCUGUCUUCAAGUGAAAUCGGGGAGCUGUUGAACCUCAUCAAAUCUCUCCAGUCUCACAUACUCAAGGAGAUGGCAGCCCAUCAUGAAAAAGAAACAACAAGUAAGUGUUAUUAUGUCUCAGUGAAGGAACUUCCUUUCAAACCUCUUUUUUUAAACUGGAUGAUAAUUUCCACCAAACGUUUGUCGUCUGUCUCUCCAGGCACGUAUGAGGCUGCUGCAGAGGAGAUGCCUUGGGUGGAAUUUGGAGCCGCUUCGCCACCAGAGGGACAGGAACACCAUCAGGCGGAUUGACCGGACACCGAGGAGGAGGUGGUGGGGAAAAGACGGCUCAAAAAGAGACUUUUCCUAUAGAGUGAUGAAGAAGAGACUGAGCAUGCAGAGGGAAAGGAGAAGACAAAGUGUGAG